AUGGCUCCCUCCGCUCAGGCGCCGGCUGCCGCGCCAGCGCCGCCGCCCAAGCUCAGCGCCGCACACACAAACGGCACCGCCGCCGCCGAAGCCGAUGCGCGCGAGAGCUACGCCGACGAGGCCGCGCGCUACCUCGCUCGCGCUGCCGCCAUGUCGACUGCCUUCAUGCGUGCCGGCGAGCUCGCCGAUGCGCCCGUGGCGCGCUGGCCCACGAGCCGCGAUCUGCGCGCCAAUGUGCGCCUCGCCCUGCCCGACGCCGGCGCCAGUGAAGAGGAGGUCUUUGCGUCGAUGCAGAGCAUGCUCGACAACAGCGUCAACCCAUACACGGGCCGAUUCCUCGACAAGCUGUACUCUGCGCCUCGUCCCGUCGGCCUGGCCGCCGAGGCUCUGCUGGCCACUCUCAAUGCCAACGGGCACGUCAUGUCCGCCUCGCCCAUGCUCAGCCUGGCCGAGGAGGCGUGCGUGGCUGGACUGGCGCAGCUGUGCGGCUGGGAUGCGACUCUCGCAGACGGCAUGACGAUGCCGGGCGGUUCGGCGUCCAACACACUGGCAUUGCAGACUGCGUUGCAGCGUCACUUCCCCGCCUUUCGCGAUGGCGGCGUGCUUGGCGCCUCGCUGGCACUGCACGCCUCAGGCCGCUCCGGACGUGCCGCACGCCCGUUGCUCUUCACUUCCAGUCAGAGCCACUACUCGCUGGACAAGGCGGCGAUGGGCUGCGGGCUGGGUCUCGAUGCCGUCGUCAAGGUGCCGUGCGACGCUCAGGGACGCAUGAAUGUCGCUGAGCUGGAACGGCUGGUGGAAGAGGCUGCGAACGACACAGAAGGUCGUGCGGCCUCGGCCGGCGCGCCGUUCUUUGUCAAUGCCACUGCAGGCUCGACGGUGCUGGGCUCCUUCGACGAUCUCGACGCGAUUGCCGACGUGUGCGGGCGCCAUGGGCUCUGGCUGCACGUCGACGGCAGCUGGGGUGGACCCGUGCUCUUCUCCGAGCGCUGGCGACACCUCAUGCACGGCAUCGCCCGCUGUGACUCGCUGGCCAUCAACCCGCACAAGCUGCUCAACGCUCCGCUGCAGUGCAGCUUCGCCCUCUUCCGGCGCGGCGAGGCGCUCACCGCCAACUCUCUGGACGUCGCCUAUCUCUUCCACGAGACGUCCGACGACGCCGAUGCUCAACACAGCACACUCUCAGCGUCGGCGCAAGCCUCCGAGGCGCGUCUUGCUCGGCGUGAGCAUCCCGGCUCCAUGGCCUAUGGAUGUGGUCGACGAGGCGAUGCCUUGAAGCUCUACUUGCUCUGGCAGCGCUACGGCCGACAUGGUCUGGGCGCCCACGUCGACGCUGGCUUUGAGCUCGCCAAGCGCGUGUCGCAGCUCGUGAGGGAGGGCCCGCAUGCCAACUUACUCGAGCUGGGCCCGCAGCCAGACGAGCUCUUCUUGCAGGUCUGCUUUCGACCCAAGGAGCCCUCGCAUCAUGCCGCCGCAGUCGACGGUCAGACGCGCACUUGCCUUCUCAGGACAAAGGCCACGCGCCACGUAUACGACACACUGCGUGCGCGCCGACGCUUUGCAGUCGACUUUGCGCCGCUGCCGGGCGACCUUGGCGACUUCAUCCGCCUCGUCGUCCACCCCCGCACGGCAUGGACAGACUUGCACGCACUCGUGGCGGAGGUCGCCGAGAUCGGCCAGGACUUCUUCGCCGCGAGCCAGACGGCCUAG
Messenger RNA from Tilletiopsis washingtonensis, 1710 nucleotides. Its product is annotated as PLP-dependent transferase. The coding region runs from base 1 to 1710 and encodes 569 amino acids. Gene Ontology annotation, biological process: carboxylic acid metabolic process. Gene Ontology annotation, molecular function: carboxy-lyase activity; pyridoxal phosphate binding. The transcript has 9 exons. Lineage: Eukaryota; Fungi; Basidiomycota; Exobasidiomycetes; Entylomatales. Gene Ontology annotation, cellular component: cytoplasm. The record is from RefSeq and is a predicted model, not a curated record.